AUGGCUUUACCAAACUCCUCGGGCUCAUCUGGAGCUGACAAGCCCAACCCCAGUCUCAUCGAUCUGGGUACAUUCUUCGUGGACUCUGAUAUCAUAUUUGGAUUUACCAGUCAUCUUCUGAGGAGAAAAGCAAAGGUGAGUGAGUGCACUCUAAAUAGCUGUAACAUACUCAAACAUAAAAUGUAACCUAAUACACACCCCUAACUACCUUGAAAAUUAAAAUGAUAAUAAAUAAGUAAGUUGAUAGACAAAGUGACCAGUAACGCUACAACCUGGCUUUACAGGUAGACUAAGCUACAAAGUCAAUUGUCUUGCAUCCUGUCCAUCUCAACUUGACGGGCGUCCGCUAUUUCAGGACCAUGAACAGCUCCCCUGAUUGUCAGAUGCGCCUUAUCAACCAUGGCAACUUCAUAGCGUGAUCACUGGUUGGAUUUCUCUUCUUCAAAAUAAUUUCAACAAACAGAAGAGAGUAGCAGGGUGGAUGGUGCUUUGUGGUCCCAAACACUCAUUGCUUUAAUAAGCAAUGUGGCUACUGCAAUCGCAGCGCUCAUUCGCUGUGCGCUCUCUCUCCUGUUCAGAAGGCACCUAGCAGUGAUAGCCAAAAAUUAAGACUCGAAAUCAAUGACCACAAUGACUGACUUGAUUGGUCAUAGUUUCAGAUAAAAACAUAAUUUCCUUAUUUAUGACAAAAUAGUCUAAGUCAAUUUUGUAUUUGCCUUUUUGGGUGAAUAACUUAUGUUAUGUUUCAUGUGUAAUUGCAAAAUAAACGUUUGGCAGUAUUAAAUUGGCCUCAUUCUGUUAACCCCAUAAGGACGCCUAUAAUUUGCUACCAGUUGCGCUGCCAAGCGUGAACCCACUCAACCCAGUUGACGACACAGACAGACAAAGGGCUGCAACUGGGUCAUGUGAGGGUAGAAGGAUCCUCAAAACGAAGCACGAAGCCACUGUCGCUUACAUCAUCAACAUCAAAUAUUUAAAGUUGAUUAAUAAAAUAUUUAACCUGGCCCCUUAUUUCGGAAAAUCCAUCCUGCAAUCUGUGUAUUUACCAGAUGAUGGCGCCAAAGUAACAAGAACGGGACGCAUUUGGCUGUAAAGCUCAGUAGGUGAGGCUCUGUACUGUGCCCAUUGACUUGUCUGUGAAGCAAUAUCAAAAAAUGUGUCUGCUUGUGUGAGAAGAGGAUACAACCAUUGACUACAACAAUCUAAAAUAUGAAUAUUUCAAAUAAUAAUGACAUUAGGCUAUAGAAAUAACUCAGUCAUCUGCCUACUAUCAUGCUAUAUAGGAUGAGGUCUGAUACCAACAGGCUCAGAGACCGUUUCUAUCCACAAGCCAUCAAACUGCUGAACACUUGAACUGGACUGACCACCUGCACUUACUCUCUGCACCUUUGCACACAUGCAUUCACUCACUCACUCACUCACUCACCAAAAGUAGUGCACUGGGCUUUUACAACUCCUGUUUUAGCGGACCAGUAUAGCCGUCUGCAGCGUGGGGAAAAACAUGUUAUUUCACAAAAGUAAUGCACUGGGUCUUUACUACUCCUGUAUUCAGGGCUGGUCCUGACUAUUCUGAUACAAAAAUAUUGCCCCCCUGCAAAACUAGAAUAGUCUCAGUAAGCAAAAUGAUGUUGAAAAGAUGUCUAUUUUCCAGACAUUGAAAGGGAAUGGAAUGGAUUUAUUUAAUUGUAAAUCAAAAUGACUGUUAAUGUUGUUGUUUUUUUACUACUCUCACCAUUUUAGAAUUUUGGCAUUUUGACCGUGUCCCAGUAUGCCAAUCGCCUACUUUCAAACUGGGACACCCUGUUGGCCAUUUGAAUGCAGAAAAAAUAUUUCGGGUAUUAUGAAAUACAUGUUUUCUUAACAGAAAUCAAUUUUUCUAAAUAGGAUCAAAUAUUCAAUUUCAUUUUCCUCAAAUCUGCUAUCAGCUAGCUUGCUAGAAAAAGCUAUCAUAGCUGCACUUUACUUAGAAAGAUAUUACCUCACCAACAUUACAAAUCCUAGCUAGCUAUAUUCAUAACCAUACAGGUGUAUGAUGACUAAAAAAGUUUAUUUUGCUGUAUUUGACUGGUGACAAUAAAACAGUCAUUGAAAUUGUUGAGGGGUAAGGUCUUUCUGGUUUCGUUCUACAAAAUGUCCAUUAGAGUGUAGUGUUGAGAAUGUUGAGCUGAUAGGCCUAGAUGAAGUUCACUUUCUUUUAUUUAUAGGCUAUACAAUUACAUAAUCAAUUAUGUUGAUAAUAAUAAUAAUAAUAAUAAUAAUAAUAAUAAUAAUAAUGAUAUUAAUAAAUGAUCAUUCUUAAUGUUCCACAAAAAUAGAAUGUUUUAAUACAUUUCAUUUGUAUGAAUAAUUGAAGUUUAUCUUUAAAAUAGUGAAAUUACUCAUAUACUCUCUAAUUUAUCCUUCCUUACAAUAAAGAAUUAAGUGUCCCACUUUAACACUCAAUGUGUGCCAAUUUGCCAAUAUCGACUGAUAAAAAUUGGUCUCAGCACAAUUUGUGUUUUUAAGAAGAGUCACCCCAUCAUGUGUUUAAUAUUUCUUAAUUUUUUAUUUUGUAUAGUGUAGUAGAGUUAUUAAGCUAUUUAGAAUGGUAUCAUGUUGGGCGUUAAAACAAUGGGAUGAUUCUGUAAGGUGUUCUGGAAAACGAUUUUUCAGAAAGUGUCCCACUUUACCAAUACACCAAUGUUAGAUGUUAGAUUACUUUUUUGACUGAAUGUUGGUGGAGCCUGGCAGCAAUGAUUCUCUCCAACAACACCCUGGAGCGGCGCUGGGAAUGGAAAAGCUAAAUAUUUUGGUCCCCUGCCAUAGACAAAGUGGGCACUGCUUAUCACAGGGCAGCAUCAGCACUCACCUAAAAAUCCCAUAUACCACUAAAAUUCCCAAAUCCCAUAUUCCAUUCUCAUUGUUUUUGGGCAGAAUGAUGUGAGGUUUUAUGUGUUGUUGGAGGUGUGUCUUCGUCAGUUUAGCUCAGAAAAGCCCGCCCUCUUCAGUCUGCUGCCAUAGGCGGCCGCCUAAUCCUGCCUAAUGAGCGGGUCAGCCUUGCCUGCAUUAGCGACCGAUGUAGCCCUCUGCAGCACAGGCAAAACAAAUAUCCACAAAAGAAGUGCACUGGGCCUUUACUAGUGCCCCUUUAUUAGGGGACCGAUACAGCCGUCUGCAGUGCGGGAAGAAAUGUAGCAUUCAUGCUACACACACAUCACAAUUGCUGCUACCAGACUCUUAUUUACAGUAUAUUGCUUAUACUGCACAAUUUAAACACUUGCACCCCAAUCCCCUCUUUCUCUGAUACAUGUGUAAAUAUUGAACUAUAAAUUGUGCCUUCCUAAAAUGUUUGCUAAAAUGUUUAUUAUAUUCUACUGAGCCAUUUACAAUGGGCAAUUUCAGCUUUAUAAAUAUCUAGCCUAACAACUUAUCAACCUAAUACAACUACCACACAUUGAACUACCCUGUCUGGUCCAUGCACCUACAGUUUUAAAGUGAUUUUCUAUUGCAGUGCCCAAUCAUGCGCCAAAAAGUUUCCAAAAAGAUGUCUUGUGAACCCCACCCAUUUAAAAGACUUGAUUCCCGCCCCCCGUGUGCACUCAGGACCAACACUUCCCUUCUCUCGUAUUGUACUGUCAUGGGACUGAUCAAGUGCAGGACACAACCAUGGUUAUUAGUCUACUCUCUGUGGUAGCCAGCAGACGGUUUUGCUUUAGUCACAAAUGCGUAUGGACUAACACUUCAAUUUACAACUAUGCAGUUGAAUGUAUGUGAGAACUACGUCUAGUAGGUAUACCCAGACCUAGGAGAAUGAACUCAUUUUGGGGAAAUGCAACUCAUGGACGGGACCCUGACAACCGCAGGUUUACUGUAAGUGUUUUUUUUUACGCAUAUAAAGUGUUUUACACAUCAAGUUAAAGUGAUCGGUUCCGAUUUGCAAUAACACCUGACCCAGCUACCUCUGCGGAUUGGUAGUGCUCAUGUCUACCUAUUCAUAUUGACAUUCAUGCAGUUUGUCAAGGUAUUCAACAAACAACUCCAGACAAGACGCACACCUGCGCUUGUGCGUCUACAAGUUUGAAUCCACUGUAUUUUCCUACCUAGAAACAAUGAAUCUAUUUGAACUGACUUGCGUUUCUCUCCUGGUGAAGGUGGAGGGUUGUCCCAGCGGAGAGUCGCCGUUCCCUCUUGAUCUGAAUUCCAGGAAAAUACUUCACUCAUCGGAGUACGCGCGGUGUAACAGCCGGCCACCACCCGAGGGCGCUGGGUCGGUGACCGUCUCCGAGUCGGAGAGAAGGGACGGAAAAGGAAGCUUUUGCCAACAAUGUCAAAUUAAUGUGACUGAGCUGAAGAGGCAAGCGCUGGCCUUGGCAGACCCAAGUUCACUAAAGGUUUGUGAAUAAAUGUUUAACUUUACUUUGAGUCUCAAGUGCUGGUUGUAUUUGACCAAUAAUGCAAAGUAAUACUUUUCAUCAAUUUUACACCAAGGCUACCUAGUUUAUCAACCUGAAUUGACACCACCAUGACUCUGCUGAUCUGUGCUGUUGGUUGAUUUUUGUGAAUAUUGCAAUGACAUGGUAAUAACCUUUUCUUUCCUCCCCCCACUUGAAAUAAGUCCAGUGAGGUGGGUCUUAUGUUUAUUAUGAGGCAGGUGGUAAUGGGAGAUGAGUGUGUGUUUGUUCACCUCAUACUCUGUUGGCGUAAAACAGGGACAGGCUGCCUUGGUUUCACUCAUGUACAGCAGGUGAUAUAGGGGCACAGAUGGCAUGCUAAGAAUAAAGCUUGUUGCCACCCUCCUCCUAGUGUAGUUAGCAGUGUAUGCAUACAGUGUGAUUCUGCAGGUUUCUGACAAAGUCAAGAGUCAUGACCUAUGCCCCAGCUUUGCCUUGUGGUCCUCAUCACUGAUGGGCACCUUUCUGAUGGUUUUACGUUUGUACCCACUGCCCAUGUGCCUAUGAUAUAGUCCAGUGCGAUGGGUACACAACGGCAGGGUGAGACAUGGCUGUAAGACUUGUGAGGUCUGUAUUCCCAGCAUGUAGUAGCUGUGGCUAUAACUCCCCAUACCAACACACCUUAUUAUAGAGCUGCAGUUGUCCUCUGGCUGGGUGUAGAGAUAAUACAUAUCAAGUCCUUCUCCUCUGUGGAUACUGGAGUCAUGAGAGGCUGUGGGGUAUUGACUCCGAUUAUAAUGUCCCAGUCUUCCUGUGAAGUCUUAUUUCUCUGCUCACGGCCACACGCUGUUCAUGGAUGUGAAAACUCAGCAUCUGAAACUGAAAGGUCUUUGGAAGUGGCUCAUUGUUUUGCUAAACAAUGCUUAUCUCUUUAUUUUGUUGUUGGGGAGAGGGGUGGGGGGGGGGGGGGGGGAGGAGGGGAGAAAAAUAGGCGAGCGGCGGAGUCUGAGGAGGAAGUUAAGUCCCAAUUGACCUUCGCCAUGCAUUGAAAGUGUUCCUGUAUGGCUCGCCCUACAAUUCCCACCGCUGUUAAAUAUAGGCCCUCAGACUUUUUGUUGUUGUCACUUCUGCGUGAGUUUGCCCCAGGGUUUCUUCUCCUUUGUUGCCAUGUUGGAGGGAUGGUCUCAUGCUUAGCUUGGAUUACAAGCCCUCCAGCCUCCUCUGAACCCCCUCAACACCUCAUUUCUUAUGGGAACAGGGAGAUAAGGGACGGGGAAAAACUUUUUUGAGGAAUUUAACUUCUGUUUUUCUGUAUGUGUGGUCAGUCUCUCUGUGGGGGUGGCCUAAAUCAUAUCAGAUCUCUAUAUAUUGAAGCAUCAGGUAAGUCCCCCCUCCCCCAACAGACAUACUCUAUCCCACCUGCCAGUCCUUCUCCAUGGGAACUGAGUCCUCCCCUCUCAGUUACCUGUGUGGUCCUCUCCAGGUGUGGAGGGGUUGGAGGGUGGGAUGGGGGCUGCCCCUUCCUUCUCCCAUUAUGCACAUGUUGAUGGCUAAAUUGGGCCCUAAUACUAAGGUGGUAAACAGCCAAGGCGUGGUGCUCUUAAUGUGCUUGCCUCAUGGUAUCAAUUUCUCCAGCUGCAGGAGAAAGGGCUCCAUUGUCCUGUCGGGCCUGUGCUGCCCACCUGGAGGCUCUGGACUGGAUGUGGUUGUGGAUGGAUGGCUUUCACCUUUGGUGGAAGAGGGCUAGGUGAUGUGUGGUGGAAAGAUUGCUGUACUGGGUUGUUGGUGAUCCUGGCGUCAGAGCUACAGAGUUCUGCUGUACCUGUCAUGGUGGAUGGGUGCCAUCUGAGUUUACCUUGGGAAAGUGAGAGCCUAGGCUGUUUAUGUGAGGGCUUUCCCCUCUCCCUACCCUAUCCUCCUGCCGUCCCGUUUUUGUGAUGAGGAAGUCAGCGUGCCCCAUAGACAAUCUCCCCCCCCCCCCCCCCCUGCUUCCAGUAGACUUAUUUUUUUGAGUACAGUAGCAGUAACAGCCAACAGAUAAAUUCAAGGAAGACAGGUUUGGGUUGAAUGAGUGUGCUAUGCUGAAUCCCUAGGCAGGGGCUGGCUUGGGAGUCUUCACUGGGAAAUACACAGACACAGUGAACUGCCUCAGAAGUGGAUUUUGUGUUAUCCUGUUUGUCUUUCAAAGAAUCCUCUCAGGUCAGUCUAAUGUUGUUAUGACUCAUUGGGGAACUUGGAGAGCUCCUGUUCUCACUAGUGUCUCUAUGCUCUGGGCCACUGGCUCAGUGUCAACCUGAAGGAGCUCAGAGUAGCAGCAGCCAGCAGACAGUACAGCUGGACUGGGAGGGAGACGGUUGCUGCAGUGCUGUGA
Messenger RNA from Coregonus sp. 'balchen', 6741 nucleotides. The record is from the annotation of a GenBank genome assembly. Lineage: Eukaryota; Metazoa; Chordata; Actinopteri; Salmoniformes; Salmonidae.